Knipowitschia caucasica is the source of this 366-nucleotide messenger RNA. Lineage: Eukaryota; Metazoa; Chordata; Actinopteri; Gobiiformes; Gobiidae. The record is from the annotation of a GenBank genome assembly.
AUGCUGGGCACAGCUCAUGGUCUCAGCGCUGGGACACUGACAGACAGUCUGCUGGUCAGAGGCUUCCAUCACAGGAUGAAGCCGGGCAGAGGUGGACAUGGUCAGAUCGUCCAGACAGGCCUGCUGGAGCCUGGCUGUGAGGGGGACGAUGAGCUGAAGGGUAUGGGCCCUACAGCUCACCAGGCCUGGGGGAGACAAACUGGAACUGUCGCUAACAACGGCGCUAACAACGGCGCUAACAACGGCGCUAACAACGGCGCUAACAACGGCUUCGACAACGGCUUCAACAACGGUGUCAACAACGGCGUCAACAACGGCGUCAUUUUUUGUUUUCUGGUGAUUAAUGCGAGCACAAUAGUGUUGUAG